AUUUGUGCUCUGGUCCCACCCCGGAACCUUUAUCUGGGUGUCCGUUCCUCGGGGAAUCUUUUAACCGGAACACCCUGGAGCGGACACAGAACAGCAACCCCAGAGGGCGCCAUCAUCUGCGAACAAGAGACUGCUUUGUUGAAGCAUCCAGUGUUUUGAACAGAUGGGGCCUCAGUAAGGUUUAUGUGGACAGACUUAAGUUCCGUUACUUUUCCCCCUUGAGUUAUUGUUUCAUUCAUUUAACUCGCAUACCCUGGAUAGUUUGAUCUACUAUAAGGGAUCCAAAGUUCACCAUCAGAGGAGGAGGCAGGGCAAAGAGCUGAGCUACGCUUUCAGAGCAAGCCACUGAGUUCACCUCUUGAGUUUAUUUAGGAUUAUUCCAGCAUGUUUGCUUCAAUCAUCCUACUAUGGAUCUGCCUUGUCUUCAUCAUCCUUCAACUGAGAUCCCGGAGACCCAAGAACUUUCCACCAGGACCCACUAUCCUGCCCAUAUUGGGAAACAUUUUGCACCUAAGCCUAGAGAACCCCCUGAAGGACUUUGAGAGGCUGAGGAAGACUUAUGGAAAUAUCUACAGUCUGUACUUGGGUUCCAAACCAGCUAUUAUAAUCAGUGGGAUGGAGGCCAUGAAGGCAGCUAUAGUGACCAAGGGCAUUGAUUUUGCAGGACGACCCCAAGAUCUGUUUGUCAACGAUACCACCCAAAGGAAAGGAGUGAUUCUGGCAGAUUACGGCCCAAGUUGGAAGGAGCAUCGUCGCUUUGCUCUGAUGACCCUGAGAAACUUUGGAAUGGGGAAGAACUCCAUGGAAGACAGAAUUCAUGGAGAGAUAGAGUACAUCAUACAGACACUGGAAAAGAGCGAUGGAAAAACUUUCAGUCCUCAGCUCAUGUUUCAUAAUGCGGCCUCCAACAUCAUCUGCCAGGUUCUGUUUGGUACACGCUUUGAGUAUGAAGAUGAUUUCAUCAAAGUGAUCGUUGGCUGCUUCACUGAGAAUGCUAAGCUGGCCAACGGACCAUGGGCCAUGCUAUAUGACGCCCUUCCUAUGAUCCGUGGCCUGCCGCUGCCUUUCAACAAAGCCUUCAAGAAUGUUGAGACAUGUCAGAAACUUGCAGUUAAUUUGUUAAAUGAGCACAAGAGGACCAGAGUCCUUGGAGAGCCACGAGACUUUAUGGACUGCUAUCUGGAUGAACUGGAUAAGAGGGCCGAGGAAGGUACAUCAUUUUCAGAACAACAGUUGACCAUGUACGCUUUAGAUCUUCACUUUGCUGGGACUGACACGACUUCCAACACCCUGCUUACUGGUUUCCUCUACCUCUCUACACACCCUCACAUCCAAGAGCGUUGUCAGCAGGAGAUUGACUUGGUGCUGGAAGGGAAGGAUCGUGCCACUUUUGAAGACAGACACAGUAUGCAGUUUGUGCAGGCAGUGCUCCAUGAAGUGCAGAGGGUCGCCAACACAGUUCCCCUGAGUGUCUUCCACUGUACAACUAUAGACACAGAGGUCAUGGGAUAUUCUAUUCCAAAGGGUACGAUGAUCAUCCCUAACCUCACCUCAGUACUGAGUGAGGAGGGCCAAUGGAAAUUCCCUCAUGAGUUUAACCCUGAAAACUUCCUCAAUGACAAGGGCAAGUUUGUUAAACCGGAGGCCUUCAUGCCUUUCUCUGCAGGUCCUCGCAUGUGUCUUGGUGAGAGUCUGGCUCGGAUGGAGCUCUUCCUCAUCAUGGUGACGCUGCUGAGAAAGUUUAAGUUCAGUUGGCCUGAGGAUGCAGGAGAACCAGACUACACACCGGUCUAUGGUGUCACUCUGACACCCCAGCCGUACAGCAUGAAGGUCCAACUCAGGGAAACACUGUAGCGGGGUCUGAAGACACACAGUGGAAACAUUGGAGGCUUACCUAGUUCUCCAGAGAGAAUCAAAAAAGGAAAAGGGAUAGAAGGGAUUUCUUAAAGAGGGGAUGUUGGUGUUAUUCAGUAGCGGUCUGUCAUCAUGGCCCCUGUUUGGAGAAGCUGUCCAGAGCACUUAGACAAGAGCAAAGCAAUUUACCCCUGUACACAAGGCUAAAUGAGACACACACUUAAGCCCCUUAAAUAAAGUCUUAAAUGCAACAAAUAUUA
Molecule: messenger RNA, 2114 nt
Organism: Notolabrus celidotus (New Zealand spotty)
Lineage: Eukaryota; Metazoa; Chordata; Actinopteri; Labriformes; Labridae
Product: cytochrome P450 2F2-like
Exons: 13
Coding region: 385-1854 (489 amino acids)
Biological process (GO): xenobiotic metabolic process
Cellular component (GO): cytoplasm; intracellular membrane-bounded organelle
Molecular function (GO): heme binding; oxidoreductase activity, acting on paired donors, with incorporation or reduction of molecular oxygen, reduced flavin or flavoprotein as one donor, and incorporation of one atom of oxygen; iron ion binding
Source: RefSeq, a predicted model, not a curated record